Molecule: messenger RNA, 1003 nt
Organism: Erinaceus europaeus (western European hedgehog)
Lineage: Eukaryota; Metazoa; Chordata; Mammalia; Eulipotyphla; Erinaceidae
Gene: ATP6V0B
Product: ATPase H+ transporting V0 subunit b
Exons: 8
Coding region: 112-729 (205 amino acids)
Biological process (GO): proton transmembrane transport
Cellular component (GO): proton-transporting V-type ATPase, V0 domain
Molecular function (GO): proton-transporting ATPase activity, rotational mechanism
Source: RefSeq, a predicted model, not a curated record
AGGUGACGCUGCGGGGCGGGCGGACAGACUGCGGGGCGACGGCGGACGUAGGGAUAGGGACGCGGUUUUAGGUCAGGCCCCACCGACCUGAUCCCCGCCGUCGUAGCUGCCAUGGCGGGGCUAGUGCUGCUCUACUCCGGAGUCUUCGUGGCCUUCUGGGCCUGCAUGAUCGUCGUGGGAAUCUGCUACACCAUUUUUGACCUGGGCUUCCGUUUUGACGUGGCAUGGUUCCUGACUGAAACAUCCCCCUUCAUGUGGUCAAAUCUGGGCAUUGGCCUGGCUAUCUCCUUGUCUGUCGUUGGAGCAGCAUGGGGCAUCUAUAUUACUGGCUCUUCCAUCAUUGGAGGAGGGGUGAAGGCCCCUAGGAUCAAGACUAAGAACCUGGUCAGUAUCAUCUUCUGUGAGGCUGUGGCCAUCUAUGGCAUCAUCAUGGCAAUUGUCAUUAGCAACAUGGCUGAGCCUUUCAGAGCCACUGACCCCAAGGCCAUUGGUCAUCGAAACUACCAUGCAGGCUACUCCAUGUUUGGGGCUGGCCUUACUGUGGGCCUCUCUAACCUCUUCUGUGGCGUCUGUGUGGGUAUCGUGGGCAGUGGAGCAGCCCUGGCUGAUGCACAGAACCCAAGCCUCUUUGUGAAGAUUCUCAUCGUGGAGAUCUUUGGCAGUGCCAUUGGACUGUUUGGGGUCAUUGUUGCAAUCCUUCAGACUUCCAGAGUCAAGAUGGGUGACUAGAUCAUCUGUGGAGAGGGCCAUGCCCCACACUUAUUUAUUUGUGGCUUUCCUGGGAGAGCUGGAGUUGUGCCCCUUUGCCUUUCAGGGGGCUUGGUGUUCAGGGCCCUCCCUGCACCCACUCUUGCUGCCUGUUGACUUGGAGGCACUGCCUGGCUGAUCAUCAUUGUGGGAAGUGGUCCACUGAUGACUGCAGCUUGUGCACCUAUGUCCCUCCCCACACCUUCACCACUUUUUCCUAGUGUUUGUGAAAUAAACAUGUUAUUUGUCUCGGUCA